GUAAGCCGAAUUCAGUGCAUAAAGAGAGACGACGAAGACGAUGACAUCAUCAGAAACAUGAGGAUUAGGAAGCCGAAGAAGAAGAAGAAGAUCAUGACCGAUUCGGAGCUAGCGAAAGAUUUGGCUAGAGAAAUCGGGAAAGCGAACACAGUGGCGGAACAGAGAAGAGAAGCGAUGAAGAAGAGCGGUGAGAUUCUAUGGGGAGAGUUUUGUAGGCAUAUGGAUUUGAAAGAAGAUGAGAUGAAGAUUAUAUGGAGCAAGAUUGGAGAAGAAGAGAAAUUGAGUCUGGUUAGAAAGUUUGUGGAUGAAUGGGCUGGUGAUUUUCAGCCUUUAUCUGUUAGAUCUGUGAAAGAAAUGGUUGAACAAGAGUGUUUGGAUUCUUCUAUAGAAUCUUCUUCUUCAGCUUCUUCUUCUAUGUCUUCGUUUUCUGGCUUGUUUCCUGGAUUGAAGAGAAUCAUUGGGUUUGAGUAGAAUCUCCAAUUUUCUUUAUAAUCAUUGCAAUUGUCUGAUCAGAUUCAUUGAGAACUUAUCAUCAGCAGUUUGCUAUCUUUAUGACAAAAACACUUUAUGGCAUUUGUAGAUCAUAUACAUUUGUAGUACAAGCCUCAUCGACUAGAAAAAUGGACAACUAUCAGAGUAAAUCAAUGUAUUUGCAUUGU
Molecule: messenger RNA, 659 nt
Organism: Arabidopsis arenosa
Lineage: Eukaryota; Viridiplantae; Streptophyta; Magnoliopsida; Brassicales; Brassicaceae
Source: the annotation of a GenBank genome assembly